UUAUUCCGUUCUGAGCCGUUACGCGGAGCGGUUGUGCUUUCUGUUUCGGGCAAACAAGGAGCCAGAGCAACUAUUUUAUUUAGUGACUGUCUGUGGGACAAAUUGGAUUUUGAUUAGCCAGUGAUUUGUUUACAUUUUGCCUAGUAGGAAGCGUGUGCCUGCAAGGGUCACACAGCACACGACAUACAGACGUUCGUGUAACCGCAGCUGUAAUUGCGUUAGUGUUUUAGUUCAGUGUAUGUACGUGGGUGGGUAACCGCAACCUGCAUUUGUGUCGCGCCAGCAUAACCGUAAAGGUGUAAACGAGCAGAGGAGGAUCCAGGACGGAGUGAAACGCCACCAUGGUCGUCAAGGAGAUUCCGCUUCACGAGAAUCUCAGCAUGGAGAACCGAUCCACCAACGCUGCCACGCCCACCACCACCACCACCUUCUCGCGGUCGGGGCGGCACUACAGCCUCUCGCUGACCACGGCCGUCCUGCUGGUGUCCUUCUUCAUCUGCACUCUCCUGGCGGUGGGCUUCAUAGUCUACAACUUUGCCACGUGUGCCCAGCUCCAGGCGGAGGCUGGCGAGGAGAUCGUCUGCACGAGUGUCCAUCCGCGCAACAAGGCCAAGUCCGGCCAGGACGACAGUGGCCCCAAGUACGACCGGGACGUACGCCUGCCGCGCUCCAUUCGCCCCCUGAAGUACAACAUCACCCUGGAGCCGCAUCUCAGCGGCAACUUCAGCUUCACCGGCAGUGUCCAGAUCCGAAUCCGAGUCCUGGAGGACUGCUACAAUAUAACCAUGCACGCCGAGGAGCUGAAUAUCUCUCGCAGUGAUGCCGCAGUCCACCGCGUACUUCCGGGAGGAGAGCUGGACACUGACAGUCUGAGGAUCCACAAGCAGUACCUGGUCGGAGCCAAGCAGUUUUUCGUCAUCGAGUUGUACGACAAGCUGCUCAGGGGGAUGGAGUAUGUGGUCCACCUACGAUUCGGGGGAAUCAUUCAGGACUACCUGCAGGGCUUCUACCGCAGCUCCUAUGAGGUUCACAACGAAACCAGAUGGGUGGCUUCCACACAGUUCCAGGCCACUGAUGCCCGGCGGGCCUUUCCCUGCUUUGACGAGCCCGCCCUGAAAGCCAACUUCACCCUGCACAUUGCCAGGCCCAGGAACAUGACCACCGUGUCCAAUAUGCCCAUUGUUUCCACCCAUGACCAUCCCACCAUACCCAGCUAUGUUUGGGACCACUUUGCCGAAUCCCUGCCAAUGUCCACCUACUUGGUGGCCUACGCCAUUUCCGAUUUCACGCACAUUUCCUCCGGCAACUUCUCCGUUUGGGCGCGGGCAGAUGCCAUCAAGUCGGCAGAGUAUGCCCUGUCUGUGGGCCCCACGAUCUUGACCUUCCUCCAGGACUUCUUCAACACGACUUUCCCGCUGCCGAAGAUCGACAUGAUUGCGUUGCCCGAGUUUCAGGCCGGAGCCAUGGAAAAUUGGGGUCUGAUUACCUUCCGGGAGACGGCCAUGCUCUACGAUCCUGGAGUGGCCACCGCGAACAACAAGCAGCGCGUAGUCUCCGUAGUUGGGCAUGAACUGGCCCAUCAGUGGUUCGGCAACCUGGUGACUCCCAGUUGGUGGUCGGAUAUCUGGUUAAACGAAGGAUUCGCUAGUUACAUGGAGUACCUCACAGCAGACGCAGUGGCUCCGGAAUGGAAGCAGCUCGACCAGUUUGUGGUGAAUGAGCUGCAAACUGUUUUCCAGUUGGACGCCCUUUCCACGUCUCACCAGAUCUCCCACGAGGUCUUCAAUCCCCAGGAGAUAUCCGAGAUAUUCGAUAAGAUUUCGUACGCCAAGGGUUCCACCAUUAUUCGAAUGAUGGCUCAUUUCCUGACCAACCCAGUGUUCAGGCGGGGACUCAGCAAGUAUCUAAAGGAAAUGGCUUACAACUCGGCCACCCAAGACGAUCUGUGGCAUUUCCUCACAAACGAGGCCAAGUCUUCUGGAUUGCUGGACCGCAGUAGAAGUGUGAAGGAAAUAAUGGACACGUGGACACUCCAAACGGGCUAUCCAGUGGUCAAGGUGUCGCGGCAUCCCAACUCGAAUGUAAUACGCCUGGAGCAGGUCCGGUUCGUGUACACCAACACCACCAGAGAGGACGAGAGUCUCCUGUGGUGGAUACCCAUAACCUUCACCACAGCCUCAGAACUGAACUUUGAUAACACCCGACCCACGACAUGGAUGCCUCGCACGAAGCUGUACGAGCUGGAGAACAGAAACCUUUCCACUGCCAAGUGGUUUAUAUUCAACAUCCAGCAGACUGGCUACUACCGCGUGAACUACGACGCGGAUAACUGGCGGGCCAUCACCACCCAUCUGAUGGAUGAAAAGCACUUUGAGGAGAUUGCUCCGGCCAAUCGGGCCCAGCUCCUCGAUGAUGUGAUGAACCUGGCCCGAGGAUCCUACAUAUCCUACGAAACUGCCAUGAAUCUAACCCGUUACCUGGGCCAUGAGCUGGGUCAUGUGCCUUGGAAAGCGGCCAGCAGUAAUUUUAUUUUCAUCGACUCGAUGUUCGUCAAUUCGGGCGACUAUGAUUUGCUUAAGAACUACCUGUUGAAGAAGCUUGAGAAGGUCUACAACGAGGUGGGAUUCCACGACUCUCAGGAAGAUUCAGAGGACAUUUUACUUCAACUGAAGCGCGCCGAUAUCUUGGCUGUGGCCUGCCACUUGGGCCACCAGGAGUGCAUAUCCGAGGCCAGCAGGCACUUCCAGAAUUGGGUCCAGACCCCCAAUCCAGAUGCCAGCAAUCCAAUCUCCCCCAACCUCCGAGGAGUGGUCUACUGUGCGGCUAUACAGUACGGAAGCGAGUAUGAGUGGGACUUUGCCUUCGAUCGUUACUUGAAGACGAAUGUGCCCGGCGAGAAAGAUCUGCUUCUGAGUGCUCUUGGUUGCUCCAAGGAGCCCUGGCUGCUGUACCGCUAUCUACGCCGCAGCGUCGCUGGCCAGCACAUUCGCAAACAGGAUCUUUUCCGGGUGUUCGCCGCCGUCUCCAGUACUGUGGUUGGCCAGCAGAUUGCCUUUGACUUUCUGCGCAAUAACUGGCAGGAAAUCUAUGCUUACAUGGGCUCACAGAUGUCGCACAUUCAUGUGCUCUUCAAGUUCGCCACCAAACGGUUCAACUCAAAGUUCCAGCUGAGUGAGUUCGAGAACUUCGUGAAAGAUGCCCACUGGGACUAUGGCAGGCCAGUCCAGCAAAUAGUGGAGCAGAUAGAGACCAGUGUGGACUGGAUGAACCGCAACUACAAGUCCAUCGUCAAGUGGCUGCAGAACGAGGAUCGGGCGUAAGACCCGAGGAUCCUUGCGGCUUGGCUGGGUCAGGACUGCAGCAGUAUUAGGUGUCGCAGCUGCAACUGCAUUUAUGUCUAGUGUUUACGUCGAUUGUUUUACCAUUUCAGUUUCGCCAAAGAAUACGGGAUACUUUGGCAGAUCGUCCAGAGCUAAACUCCUAAUCUUUUCAUAACAAUUAUGAGAGUCUUGUAUUUUAAUUUCGUUUCUACUUGUACUUGUACUUAAAUGUAAAUGUAUAUGCAAUUAUAUUAUUAUUUGUCACAAAACCA
Molecule: messenger RNA, 3592 nt
Organism: Drosophila bipectinata
Lineage: Eukaryota; Metazoa; Arthropoda; Insecta; Diptera; Drosophilidae
Gene: superdeath
Product: Suppressor of ER stress-induced death
Biological process (GO): proteolysis; peptide catabolic process
Cellular component (GO): cytoplasm
Molecular function (GO): zinc ion binding; metalloaminopeptidase activity; peptide binding
Source: RefSeq, a predicted model, not a curated record